AGGCAGAAUCCCCGAUAGUUCCAUAAUGUACAGUAUACUGUAUGAAGUGCACUAGGUAGCAUGUGGGAGGCGUUAUAUCCUGCCCUGCGUAGUGUAUUUGUCUAGGGAACAAGGAGGGAAUUGUAUUUCAGCCUCCGUUUUUCAUGGACCGUAUAAGCUGUCUCGACUUGCCCGUACAUGUCCACCGGAAAUGAAUAUUCAUGAGGGCAGAGCGCGAGAUCUGGACACUACAGCAGCAUCGCUAACGGAGAGUUGAUGAAACCGAGUCCAGUGUGUGUGAGAGUGAGGAUUUCACCGACAGUGAACAUUAAAAUGUGUGUAUGGUAUAAUGUUUGAGUUCUUCUGCGAUGGAGGAAAGUUUGUGGUGCGAGAAAACCUCCUCCAGCGUCAUAUCUACUUUACCGGUGUGGAUAAUUGAAUAUGCCUGGACUAACCGGAUGAUGGAGGUGUUACAGGUUUUAGGCCCUCCACUGUGGCUGGAAGGUGACCGGAGCAGCCUGACUCUUAAGGAUCCAUGCAGCAUACGUGUGACGGCGGCCGAGUCCUGGAUGGUCAUCCGGGCCAGAGACAUCAAACACUUUGAGCACGUCAUGGAGUUCCUGGAUGUUACUCACACUUUACUACCUCAGCUAGUGACCCCCAUCAAGCACAUGAAGAUAAUGUUUGGCCUGAAAACUUUGGUUAUUAUGUGGAUGUUGUGGGAUGACCAGAGCGCAGAAAGCAUCACAGACAAGAUUGUAAAGUUCUUUCCUGACAGCCUCCCACAGUAUCAUAGAAGUAGUCACAGGCAUAUGAAGCUGAUACAGAAGACCCAGCGGGACUUUAGGAAUUUUGUUGAGUUACUGGCAAAAAACCCAGAAAUGCGCAAAAACUAUAUUAGAAAUCUGAUGGAAGAGCAGUAUGGAGAACGCUACAUCAUGAAGUUGGAAGAGAGGUUGUUACAUUAUUUAGAAGAGCUGAACAAAGCCCUUCCACAACCCACCUAUAUUGACCAGGUUCUAAAACAAUCAGGGCAAUUGAAGGGGAGAGAGGAGUUACUGCAGCAAUUAUUUACCUGUAAUAGUGCGUGUCCAGCCGCAGCUCUAAAGAAACUGCUGAGAUGUGCUAUGGCAAGCCAUAUAGAUCAUAAAAGUACAGAGAUGUGUAAGCAACAAAAAGGAGCUCCGGUUGAUGGACCAGUGUUUGGGCCUCUUUGUGUAGCUCUUACUCCAUCUCUGGAAGAGGCAGAAGAAGAUUGGCUGUCCCAGGCAUCCGGUUCCUGGCUGAAUAGAGAUAAGAGUUUGGAAAAACAGAGGACAAGGUUGAAGAAGAAGCAUGUUUUAGAUCAGACUGACAACCAUCCAUGUGUGCUUGAAGAACAGUGUCCUCAGAUGACCGAGACCGGACUUGUUGCUGCAGAGAAGAAAACUGGAGAUGACUUAACAGCACAUCUGUGCUCCAGACAUGGCAAGAGAAUGACGAGUAUCCUCCAAGAAUGCUCUGAGGAGCUGAGGAGUCAGGACGGCAAAACUUCACUGAUGCAGGUGGAAUGCACUCCUCUGUCACCUCACCCUCCACUUCUCCACUCCUCGCCUCACAGACCAACCUCAGGAUCUCCUCUCCAUGACUCUUCGUCUACAAAUAUUUCUCUUUCUUCACAGCCAGAGACUUUCUCCUAUCUUUCAGCAGAUGAAGAGCGACAUGUCGUUCCUUCACAGCCGAUGGCUUCUUCGACGAUAUCUCCAGGACAAGAAAAUAAUUCUGGUCACUUCUCGGGCCAGAAAAGCAACAUCGCAUUGACAAUACAAGUAUCACCUUCUCCAGGAUGUUCAGUUCAGCCAUCCUUAUCUCAAACAUCUCCAUCUUCAACCAAUAUUUCACCAUUUCCAGAAAACAAUCUCACACAGAGAUCAUCCUUGACUGAGCAGGAAUGCUCACUGAUGCUGUCCUUUAAGAAAAUGUGUCCAGAAUCUUCAUACCAUCAUCUUGGUUCAUCAUCAUCAUCAUCAUCAUCAUCCUUCGCAACUCCAGCGGUGACUCAAACUCCAAGCCAAAAUGAUGCACAGGUCUCUUUGGAUUCGUAUGUAAUUUUAGAGUCAUGCAGUGCCUUAGCAGGCAAACUGAGGCUGUCUUCAGAGACUCAGGCUUUCCUCUUGGCCUGUAAGUGGCUGCAGCCUCAAGUGAAGCUCUACAGACUGAGCCGUCAUGAGUGCCACCAAGCCACACUGCCAAAUCGUGCUCCAGAGCAGUCAUCUGAAGAGGAAGACGUAGAUGAAGAUGUGCUGUUUGAUGUCAAUUCACUGUAUUCGGACUCUGAAUCAGACACCCAAGACUCUGAUGAUUCUGAUUACGUUCCGUCAAAGAAAUGCAGGUACAGGUGAAAUGCAAAACAAGUAAAUGUUACUGAUCCUGUGCAAUUAUGUAAGCUACCUGAUAUCAGGUGGAUUUUGAUCAUUAACCAGACUUUUAUGGUGCUUUGUUUUUAUAAUGCUGCUCCUCAAACUGCAGACUUGGGUCACAAGUUACAUUUGAUUUUAUUUUUUAGCUGUAAAGAUCUAUUGUGUAUAUAUUAUAUACAAGCAAUUGUGUACAAUUUAAUAUGGAGACAACUUGAGGUGUGUUUUUCAAAUGCCUCAGCUCACAGAAAUAUUUAUUUAUUUAUUUAAUUCUUAGACCGUUUUAACAUUUUAUUGCGUGUUUUGACUGCAAGAUAAACGGUGAAACACAUUUUGUAAGUCUUUGUGAAUUCUACUUUUCACUUUCCACUUGCCCAGUCACAUCUCAGUGUGUGUCUGCCCUGAAGGCAGCCUGACAUAACUUUGAAACAGCUGCACGUAGCCCGUGAGUGAUCACAUUUACUGCUGAUUCAUGAACGUUUGUACUUGUCUGUGGGGUCUAAGGGUUAUCACUUGUAUUAAACAAAGUUUGUUGACACACUGUUCUUGCCAGGUAGUUACCAUUCUGCAGUGGUGAGUACCUUGAGUCACAGGAAUGUUUUGUGUAUCCUUGCAAAAUGAAGAAAACAAAGACAUUUAAAACAUUUUUUUAAUUAUUUAUAACGACAAGACAUUUAUUAUGUUUGGUUUCACCAACUUUCUUUUUAUCACAAAUGAGAUAUGAUAUUUGAUAUAAAAAGUCUACACACCCCUGUUAAAAAGAAAAUAGUUUUAUAGAUAAUAGAUAGUUUUAUUUGUGAUAAAGAUCCAUCUUUUGUCCAAUCUUUUUACACCUUUAAUGUGAUAUAGCAACCAACAAAAUUCAAGUGAAAAACGAGGUGGAAAAAAAAAAGAAAGAAAGAAUUUAUAAUAAUAACCUGUUUGUGUAAGCGUGUUAGCAACUCUUAACUAAUACUUUGUUAAAGCACCUACAGCUCCUUUAAUGUUGCUGUAGGUCUCCCUGGUAAGUUUUUUUUCUUGUCCUUUCAUCACUUUUGACAGGGUGAUCUGUUCUUGAUAAUGUCGCUGUGAUGUCCCAUUUUCUCCACUUUUUGCUGAUGGUCUUCAGUGUUCCAUGGUGCCUUUUUAAUGUUUUGGAAAUUCUUUUGUACUCCUCUCCUGUUCAGGCCAGAAAAUCAGGCCUAGACACUGAAAGGGUAAAUUUCUCACUCGUCAAACCUUUUCUGUUGAUUUUUCUUUCUGCCUUGGAUUGAUUGCCUUGUUUUAGUCUAAACCUACAUGUCAUUUUAGCGCUGUGUAAUUCUUUUAUUUUAUUUUAUACAUUAAUAAUAAAUACCGGGACAAUUCCCAGUUUUCUUUUUCCUAGACACCACAGGGAAGGGAAUGCAAACUUUUGCGCACAGCUCUAUGUGAGGAAAAAUAAACUAUGGAUCCGAAGAAAUGAGAAUCUGUGACGCACUGAAACCUGGCAUAAGUUAAAUUUAGCAUUUCUGACCGUCUUACAGCAUAGACCAUCUUACAUUUUAAGCCAAAACCGAUGCCCGAUUUUUGCCCCACCUCUUUUUACAUAAUCAUGACGUAAAAGGUGACGUGCUGAUAUGGUAAAAACAAAACUGGUGGAGGAUAGGUGCGUGUGUGUUGGCAGGCGUUCAAAGAUGAAAGUUCAAGGAUAAUUUGAUGUUUGGGUUGGCUGUCUAAAGCAGUGCUCAUUUUGAUGUUUACUGAUUUUUUUUAUAUAUUUAUUUUCAAGAACAUCAUGCUCCUUAUUUUUCAUUAAGCUAAACCGAACUUUUACACACAGUGACCUUGAUGAGAAAAUAGUUCUAUGACCAUUCACUGUUUCUCAUUAUCCUUCGUGGAACUAGUCGUCCCUGGAUAUGCCAUGCAAGAUUCCACAACAUGCUCUCAGACUAAUGAUAAGUCUAAAACUUGCUCUCAAGGUUUCUCCCUCAUUUCAUUUCCGGGAGUUUUUCCUUGCCACUGUCGCCACCGGCUUGCUCAAUUGGGAUUGAUCCACACCCUUAAAGUCUGUAUCCUGUGUUUAUAUAUUUCUGUAUGUAUUUCUGUUUUGAGACAAUGACCGUUGUAAAAAGUGUUAUACAAAUAAAAUUCAAUUGAAUAAGGAAGGUAAAAGAGAAGCCAGCAGUCAGUCCAAAAAAAAAAGUUGCAGGGGGACCUGAAAGCAGCUGGAACAAUAGUUACACAGAGAACUAGUAAUGAACUGAACCACAAUCAUCUACAAUAAUCAACAGAAAAUAGACCAAUAAGAGCUCAUUUGGAACAGUUAAAAUAAAAACAGAACUCUUUGGAAAUAAUUUGGCUUGUUUGGAGAAAAAAAGACACCCAAUAACACCAUAUCCAUAGUCAAGUAUCAUCAUGGGAUCAUCACAAUAUAGGGCUGCUUCUCUGGAAACGGUACUGGGGCAUUAAACAGGGCAGUGGCAGUGGCAACUCAGUGGUUAAAACAUUGGACGGAAAGGUAAUGAGUUCAACUCCCAACGCUGCCAAGCUGCCACUGCUGGGUCCUUGAGCAAGGUCCUUAACUGCUCAGUUAUGUAAAAAAAAAAAAAAAAAAAAAAAAAAAAAAAAAGAGAGCUCAAUGUAAGUCGAUCAGAAUAAGAGUGUCUGCCAAAUACUGUAAAUGUAAACGCAAAAGAAAACAUGAAUGGAGUGAAGUGAAGGAUAUAAUCUCAUUGGCCAAGAAACUGAAUCUGGGGAGAAUAUAGGCAUUUCAACAAGACAAUGACCCCAAACAUACAGCCAAAAUAACUCAAGAAUGCCUUGCAUGGUCUAGCUAAUCUUCUGAUUUGAAUCCUAUUGAUGGAGGUGUUUUUUUUUAAAUUUGCGAGUGGACUCUUUCAGUCCAUCCUUGGGGAUUUGAAGACAGUUUGGCAAGUAGAAUGCGCCAAAAUUGAAGCGCAAUGCUGCAAAAAGCUGAUUACUUUACAACAAAGUAUUAAAGUUGUGAAUUUGGUUUUCAAGUACGUUUCCACUAACAAUUUUAUUUAAACAUGUCUUUGUAUAUGUUUAGACAUACAUACUUUUUUUUGUUCACAUUUAUGAAAAUAAACCAAAGAUACUGUACUCACAAGCAAAGUCAAAAUACAACCCCGAUUCCAAAAAAGUUGGGACACUGUAAAAUGUAAAUACAGAAUUCAAUGAUUUACAAAUCUCAUAAACCCAUAUGUUCUUCACAAUAGAACAUAGAAAACAUAUCAAAUGUUUAAACUGAGGAAAUGUACCAAGUUAAGGAAAAAAUAAGGUCAUUUUGAAUUUGAUGGCCGCAACAUGUCUCAAAAAAAUUGGGACAGGGCAACAAAAGGCUGGAAAAGUAAGUGUUACUAAAAAGAAUACUCCAGUUUCUCUGAAUCUUUUGAUGAUUUUUUUGUAAAGUAGAUGAUGAGAUUUAUGUUGAGGAACAUUAUUCUGAAAUUGUUCAACAAAUUUUUGACGCAGUUUUUUUGCAGAUUGGUGAAACUCUGCCCAUCUUUACUUCUGAAAGACUCUGCCUCUCUAAAGUAACACUUACUUUUCCAGCUGUUAGUUGCCUCGUCCCAACUUUUUUUGAAACAUGUUGUGGCCCUUAAAUUCACAUUUUUUUCCUUAAAAUGGUACAUUUCCUCAGCUUAAACAUUUGAUAUGUUUUCUAUGUUCUAUUGUGUAUAACAUUUGGGUUUGAGAUUUGCCAGUCAUUGCAUUUUGUAUUUAUUUACAUUUUACGCAGUGUCCCAACUUUUUUGGAAUUGGGCUUGUACAUUGUGAAUAAAUUUGAGGUGUAUAUACUCACUGGAAGUAUAUUAAAUAAUAAAAGUUGAAGUGGGUGUGAUAGAGCAGGGGCAAGGGACCAGGGCUGGGUGAUUUUAAUAUCCAUCUUGCAACCAUGGUUCCCCUUUAAAAGAGGUGUUCCUCUCAAUCAUUAUUAAUAUGCUGCAGCUCUACUUAAUUUUUUGCUUCUGUUAUUUUGUCCAGCCACUCUAACUGUAGACAUGGUCAUAAUGUCUGUUGUGUUUGACCUUAUGUGUUUUGGCUUAGGCCCUCGGUAUUACAUUUCCUAAAAGUACUGUACGUCUGUUUACAUAAGUUGUGCAACUUGAUACCUCUAUAUGUUUGCCAAACAACACUGGCUGACGUAACCAUAGCAUGUGCAGGACAGUGUGUCUUCCACUGUGUCUUGUUAUAUAAAGGCAAUGAAGAACUAAAAUUUAGCUGAAUAAGUAUCAAGUAAUGGUUAAGGCAUUUUCUAAAUCCUCCACAGAGUGGCAAGACUCUGAGAUCCCUGUUUUGAUCCUGUGUGGAUCCUGUGUGUUGAGUUUUCCAUGUUCUCCUGUGUCCAUUUCAGUUUCCUCCAGGUUCUCGUUUUCUCCACCUGCCAAAAAUAUACCACCUGUAGGUGAAUUGUCUAAUCUAAAUGUGUAACUCUAGGUGUGAAUAUGUUUGUGAAUGUGUGUGGGUAUAUGUGACGAUGUCCAUCCGGGGAGUAUUCUCGCCUCGUUCCCAGUAAUCCUGGGAUAGGCUCUGGAUCCAUCUCGACCUCGACCAGGAUAAAAGGGUUACUGAAGAUGAAUGUAUAAUCCCUCCAUGAUUACAUGCGUAUCCAUAUCUGCAUACGCAACGACAAAGAUUAGUGUAGAAAAAAUCACAAGGAAAGCACAAAAAAACAAGGGAAAUAUCCUAAACAACCGAAAAAGAUCAGAGCUGAUGCAACAGGCUGGCACUCGCGUGGCGCCUAUGCGUAUAAUGCACCCUCGGUGCAAGAAAGAGCACGUCCGCACGUCCUUCAUCCCUACAGCAGUCAGACUCUUUAAUGCAAAUAACAACAUAAUGUAGCACUCCUAGCUGACAUUCACAAUAACUCUUAAAUAUGAACAUUUAUUAAUUUAUUAUCAUAUGUUGCUCACCCUCUAUUGUUAACUGUGCAAUAAUCCAUUUAUCACUUUAUAUAUAUAAACGAGGUUUUACUCAUCUGUAUAUAUACAUAUUUGUAUUCAUCUGUAUAUACAGUAUCUCACAAAAGUGAGUACACCCCUCACAUUUUUGUAAAUAUUUGAUUAUAACUUUUCAAAGUGAUGGACAGGCCAAGCAUGUCUCCAGGCCUAAACCCUAUUGAGCAUCUAUGGAGCAUCCUCAAAAGGAAGGUGGACGAGCACAAGGUCUCUAACAUCCACCAGCUCCGUGAUGUCGUCAUGGAGGAGUGGAAGAGGACUCCAGUGGCAACCUGUGAAGCUCUGGUGAACUCCAUGCCCAAGAGGGUUAAGGCAGUGCUGGAAAAUAAUGGUAGCCACACAAAAUAUUGACACUUUGGGCACAAUUUGGACGUUUUCACUUAGGGGUGUACUCACUUUUGUUGCCAGCGGUUUAGACAUUAAUGGCUGUGUGUUGAGUUAUUUUGAGGGGACGGCAAAUUUACACUGUUACACAAGCUGUACACUCACUACUUUACAUUGUAGCAAAGUGUCAUUUCUUCAGUGUGGUCACAUGAAACGAUAUAAUCAAAUAUUUAAAAAAAAUGUGAGGGGUGUACGCACUUUUGUGCGAUACUGUACAUUGAGGUGUUCAUAGUGAACAUAUUAUUAUUACUUUUUAGACAUUUUUUUUCAAUUCUAUUCCUAUUUAAUGUGUAUUCUUUCCUAUCUGUUUUUUUGUGUAAUUGAGCUGCUGUUACUAAGGAAUUUCCCCAGUGUGGGAUCAAUAAAGUUUCUUAUCUUA
Ictalurus punctatus (channel catfish) is the source of this 8081-nucleotide messenger RNA. RefSeq lists its product as uncharacterized. Gene Ontology annotation, cellular component: shelterin complex. Lineage: Eukaryota; Metazoa; Chordata; Actinopteri; Siluriformes; Ictaluridae. The transcript has 8 exons. The record is from RefSeq and is a predicted model, not a curated record. Gene Ontology annotation, biological process: regulation of telomere maintenance via telomere lengthening; telomere capping. Gene Ontology annotation, molecular function: telomeric repeat DNA binding. Bases 348 to 2360 code for a protein of 670 amino acids.